CUAUAAUUCCAACUACAAUAAUUCUGAAUUACCUGGGGCUCAGGCUGCCGAAAAGUGAAAAAUCAAAUCCACCAUUGCCACCGUCCUCCCUCGCCGUACAGUGUGUGUGUGCGUGUGUGCGUCAUUCCGUGUGCUGCUCUACAUUGAUGCUGGAAGCCGCCCAGAGUCCAACUUUUUGUUCUUCGGCGAAGGAGUGGUGAACAGCUCCGCGCGAAAGAGAUGGCGGCCGCAGCAGCAGGUGGGCGUUCUGAAGAGGGUGCCCUCAUCGCCAUGAUUGCGGAUGAGGAUACGAUAACCGGGUUUUUGCUGGCUGGAGUUGGGCACAAGGAUUUUCGGAGGAAAACAAAUUUCCUUGUUGUCGAUUCCAAGACAUCAACAAGGACGAUAGAGGAUACCUUCAAGGAGUUCACAUCUCGGGAAGAUAUUGCCAUUGUCUUGAUCAGCCAGUUUGUGGCUAAUAUGAUUCGCUUCGCUAUCGAUAGCUACCGGAAGCCCGUCCCCGCAAUUCUGGAAAUUCCGAGCAAGGAGCACCCCUACGACCCGUCUCAAGAUUCUAUCCUGUCGCGCGUGAAGCAUCUUUUCCAAGCCGACACUGGCAGCGCCGUCCGCUUCUAAGCCGCGAGGAGUAAGUUGCAACUUUCCUUCUUUCUAACCUGGUGACGAAGUCGACAGGCUUUUGGUCUGCAGCUGGCUUGUGGUCUGCAGCUUUCCCUUUCUCUCGCUGUGUUGCGAGGAGAGAGGAGUUCCCAGGGCUUGUGCCGACAUCUAUGAGUGCGUUUGAGUGCGUGCACCUGCACCAAGCGUAAAGGAGGUACACAGACAAGGAAAGGGGUGAGGGUGAGCGGAGGGAAAAUGAGGGGUGAGGGUGGGGGGAGGGAAAAGAGAGUGGAGUGUGAAAGUCAGGGGUCUUGAAAAGCCAGCUGCUUUAUCUGAAUUCUGUAGCUUUGGAGAUUCAUUCUUCAUCCUUCUGCAAAAGGCAUUGUACAGACCAGAUACAAAGUGAUGGCCAGCUUCUCCAUCACACUGUUUCUUUGCCUUUUCGGCCUCAAUAAAUAAUAAUCUUUUCU
Molecule: messenger RNA, 1067 nt
Organism: Chara braunii
Lineage: Eukaryota; Viridiplantae; Streptophyta; Charophyceae; Charales; Characeae
Source: the annotation of a GenBank genome assembly